CCGUGCCGGAGGUUCACCGCGCGAGCCCUAAGGCAGCGUCCCCCAGAGACACGGUCCUGGAGGCGGGGCCCUGGGGACAAGCACGUGUUUGUCUGAAAGCCCCUCGAUUCUCCAGGCAGCCCGGCCGCUGUGCGCUCCAGUAGCCAGAAAGUAGCAACUCGGGACCUUGGGUCAGAAAACUGCGGCGGGUCUCUGCUAUUUGGGAACCACCAUGAAUAGUGUAGACAGCGAAGAUCUGCUCACUGAGAAGCCUCCCAGACUCAAGAGCUCAAAAGAAUGGUUGGAACCGCAGCCACUUCCUUUCGUGGAGGCAUUUGCCAGAGAGGAUAUUAAUGCAGCUAUUAAAUCAAUAUUAUAUAGAGAAAAUUACAUAAAUAAGGAAUUAGAAAAGUAUUUACAGCAUCAUGACUUCUUAAAUACAAGAAGAAAAGAGAUGUUAUACAAAAGAUGGGUUGACCAUGUGGCAGGUCCUCUCCAGAAGAAAAUCAUGGAGAAAGUUUGUUCACAUAAGAAGAUUAAAAAAAGGAGACACCAGGAAUUAGAUACCUUCUUAAAAUACGUAAAUAAAAAGGGAAGUGCAUUCAUAGAGCAUUAUGACCCAAAAGAGUACGACCCUUUCUACAGGCACAAAGAGGACCUGGAUUUCCUGAAGGUUAUCAUCCCACCAUUUCGUGACCCUUUGAAAAAGGCACAAUAUGACAAAGAUGAUGAAAAAAGAACUAUUCUUCAGUGUGAGACUGGCAAAAUACAUACAAUGAAAGAAUUUAAAGAGAUUGAGAAGGCCAAACUGUAUUGCAGAUUUCCACAACUUUCUAAUUCAAGGUGCUUUGUGACUCCAAAUGAUUGGCUUAAACUGUCUACAAGCUACAUAGAAAGUGACUUUUGUAAAAGGAGCAGGUUAAAGGUGAAGAGUAAUUUCAACGCUAGUAGUUUUGAUUUGAAACACGUGACCAAAGCGCCUCAUCUUCCGGGACCCCAGGAAGGAGAAAAAGCAGUUCUUUGCAAGUUUCGGCAGCCAAGGAGCACACACCCUGACCCUGGACUGGCCAAGAGGACACAGAGGAAGGUUGCUCUUGGAGGAAGCCACCUGCCAGCAGGCAUCAGGGUGAGGACCACGGGAGGCGCUCAGGGCUGUCCUGGGUCUGAGAAAAGCAUCUGCAAUAAACCUCACUUGACGUUUGAGCUCAGUGUCUGUGUGAGAACUGAGAAACCACCUCCAUGUAUGGACCGUUAUUGGAAAUGUUUUCCCAGAGGCUAAGAAGCAUUGCUGAAAGGUGCAAUAGGAAUCAGCAGCUCCCUUCCUGAGGGCCAUCUCGGGGCUCAGUCUCCCCGAGGAAGGGGCGCUGCCUUUGGUCGGGCCCCCUUAGGACCCCCCCUGCCCCCCCACGCUUUCCCCAGGCGUCCCCCGCAGUCCUUGGGAAAUGUGAACAUCCACUGAGAUUCCCAGGUGUGGGUUCUGCUCUGCGCGGCCCCUGGCUCCGGUGGAGUUUGACUCCAGGCCCAGGAAGACACGGAGGACCUGGAGGCUGAGGGCGGGGCUCUGCAUUCCUUAGGCAGAGGUGACACUAAAAGCCCCUCCUCCCCUCCAGUCUAGCAUCAGAGACACUGAGCCCUGGAAACAGUGGGUCGCAGGGCAGGUCAGUGGCGAGUCCAGCUGAGGCCCGUGCCUCGUGAACGCUCUCCCACCGCUGGUCCUUGGUUUCUCCCACUGUCACCGGAAGGAAACUUGGUUCCAUUAUAAGCAGCAGUUCACGUAGGACAGUGAUGGCGAACCUAUGACACGCGAACUCAUUUUUUUGGUUGAUUUUUCUUUGUUA
Molecule: messenger RNA, 1817 nt
Organism: Myotis brandtii (Brandt's bat)
Lineage: Eukaryota; Metazoa; Chordata; Mammalia; Chiroptera; Vespertilionidae
Product: protein FAM228B
Exons: 9
Coding region: 212-1258 (348 amino acids)
Source: RefSeq, a predicted model, not a curated record